Messenger RNA from Caenorhabditis sp. 36 PRJEB53466, 2269 nucleotides. The record is from the annotation of a GenBank genome assembly. NCBI's taxonomy places the organism in Eukaryota, Metazoa, Nematoda, Chromadorea, Rhabditida, Rhabditidae.
AUGGAAUUGCCGCCAGGAUAUCGAGAACCAGACAUUAGUAAGUCGCUUUGAUACAAUAUACAAUUGCGACAGUGCAAAUUCGAAUUUUUUCGAAACAUUUCGGAAAAAUUCGAAGUUUUUCAAAUUUUUUCGAAUUUGAUUCGAAUUCGAUUCGAAAAAAAUUCGAAUGGAGCAAUUAUUCGAAUUAACACAUUGAAUGGCGGGGCGGUACUCGGCGAUCUAAAAAAUGAAAAAUGAGAAAAAUAGUGGAUGUGUUGCGUGCUUUUCAUUUUUUUGACAUUGCUGAAUGAGAAUUAGUGACACGGAAGAUGAUAACAAAGUUUCAUUUGCAGGAAUGCACAACGUCUCUCGGGAGAAUGGCCACGGAUUUCAUCGAGACGGUGUGCAGGAGGAUACGGGCCGACGCGAAGAGCAACACGAUGUUGAGCUCCAACCAAUCGAUAUCAACGAGUGUGACGACCGAAUUCGAGUAGAAGGCGAACACUUCGAAGACCGAAAUGGAUGUAAUGAAGGGGAACAAUGGAAUUAUUGGGAAGAGCGGCGAAAAGAUCCCGUACUCCGCGCAUACGCUCUAUUCAUCAUCGAGGAGAAACUAUCGGAGAAGACCGUUGCGCGAUUGGAAAGUAUGAUGAUGCUGUUAUACGAUUGCCCGCCGCGCUUUAAUGUGAGUAAUAAUGAACAGGUUUUAUACCUCUUCUUCAAAUUCUACAUUUCAGUAUGCCGAUGUGAAGUCGCUGAUGAAUCGCGUGAGGGGAAACGUCAUCCGAGAGCAGUUAUACUUCUGCCAUAGUUGCGGUAGGCCCAAAACGAAGAAGACACACCAGAACCCAACGGAACCGGCCCAACUGUCUCCCCCGCCUGCUUGUCCACAGUUCCCCAGCCCGCCUAAAGGUCCGCUACAUCACAAAUGCCAAGGUGGAGCGGGAGUACCUCAUCAGCUCGCCGCUCCUACCCAUCAACAAUACCCGACUGUACCUCGUCCGCCUCCCGAUGCUAUUGUAAGCACAGGUAUUCCGGAAUACCAACCAGCAGUACAGUGGACUAUCAGUGAGUAGUACAAGAGUAUAUAGGAAUGGAAAACGCAUACGAUUUCAGACGCUCUUGUGAAGCAUGCUGUACACCAAGGAAAGUUGUGCGAGUACACUGCUGGCGCUAUCAUCGGUAGAAGCCUGCUUUGCGCUCCGCAAGAGGAGACGCAAGAGGAAGUGGCUCUAUUUGCCCGUAAAUAUGCCCGCAGGGUCACUACGCGACUUCCGACGAUAGAGCAGCUCCAAUCCACUGAUUACGUUCAUAACUCACAUCUGGCUAAUAAUCUUUGGGUAAACCGGCGAGCGUAUUGCGUAACUGAAAUAUUGAUGAAUUCCAGAAGCAGAUGUCCGAAAUCAGAGAGCAGCCAACUAUCAGGACUAUCGAAGCCAUGUCGAAUUCCUUCGACGUCGUGCCGGCCCACGGAGCAGUAUACGUGCGAUCUCAGUUCAAUUUCGGAGGGAUGACACCUUUCUCAGUAACCUCAUACAUAGUAUUCCAGUUAAAAAUAAGCACUUCAGAACGAACAAUUCGACAUGAAAUGGCUACCGCAAUACACCGCGAAGUGUACGCCUCACCUCUAUUUGAAAAAAGCCCUUGUGGAGCUGCUACAAAGAGUGAUUAAUAGAACAUUAAAUGAGAUUAUCCACUCCCUUUUGCAGAGCUGUUCCUCGCCGGCUGACAUUCAAAAAGUGUCACUUCAAGAUAUCGACGAGCCAGAAGAUUCGAACAAUACUGCGCACGGCACCUUCUACAAGUUCCCCGAAGGACUCAAAGAGAAUCUGAAACGUAAAUGACUCUCUCAACGCUACAUUAUAAUAACUUUUGACUUAUUACAGAGUUCUUCCUUGAAUUCUUUCUCCUGGAAGACUCUAAACUGGACGACCGCGACUACUCUCCCGAGGAGCACGAUAACAUGCGAUGUCUCAAGGCAUAUAAGGGUUCCCGAAGUCUAAAAGAUGUCUUCCAAAUGUAUUCGAAGGCGCGGGAAGCCUUCUUGACCUGCACGUUCCGAUACCAACUUCGAAAGGCACUGUAAGUCGCUGGAAUGUGCUAUCUUAGCACUGCAACUCUAUAUCGUUACAGAUGUGACGUGAGAAACGCUCAAUUCCUUCCUGGAAGUGGAGACGGCCAGGUCGCCGACAGAUGGAAACCGAGAACUGUAAGUAUACUAUUGCGGAAUACCACUCAAUCAUUUAUAUACCUUUUUUUCCAGCACUCGCGCAAACGCCAGGCUACCUGA